CGGAGGGACUUGAUAGAAGGAAACGACAGCCAGUAAGAACCUCGGGCGGCUCACGUUCCAGCCAAUGAGAAGACCGGAGGACGGGACGUCGCGAGCGUAACCCGGACGAGCGGGGAAGUGAAGUGACUGCAGCCCGAGGCUGAGCAGUUCUUUGGUGUUUGCAAGAGGCGUCGGAGGCGAAGAUGUCGGAACGGAAGGUUUUGAACAAAUACUACCCCCCCGACUUCGACCCGUCGAAGAUCCCCAAGCUCAAGCUCCCCAAAGACAGACAGUACGUGGUGCGGCUGAUGGCCCCCUUCAACAUGAGGUGCAAGACAUGUGGCGAGUACAUCUACAAAGGCAAGAAGUUCAAUGCACGCAAGGAGACGGUGCAGAACGAGGUCUACCUGGGCCUUCCCAUCUUCCGUUUCUAUAUCAAGUGCACGCGGUGCCUGGCCGAGAUCACCUUCAAGACAGAUCCCGAGAACACGGACUACACGGUGGAGCAUGGAGCCACGCGCAACUUCCAGGCCGAGAAGCUCCUGGAGGAGGAGGAGAAGCGCGUCCAGAAGGAGAGAGAGGACGAGGAGCUCAACAACCCCAUGAAGGUGCUGGAGAACAGGACAAAGGACUCGAAGCUGGAGAUGGAGGUUCUGGAGAACCUGCAGGAGCUCAAGGACCUGAACCAGCGCCAGGCACACGUGGACUUCGAGGCCAUGCUGCGCCAGCAUCGCCUGUCAGAGGAGGCGCGGCAGAAGCAGGAGCAGGAGGAGGAUGAGCGCGAGGCGGCGUCCUUGGUGGAAGAAUCUCGGAAACGGAGGCUUCUGGAAGAUUCUGACUCGGAGGAAGACGCUCCUGCCCCGGCUCCCCGGCCCAACCCCACUGCCAUCCUGGAUGAGGCCCCCAAGGCCAAGCGGAAGGCAGAGACCUGGGAGCGGAGCGUGGGCACCCUCGGCGGCCGAUCCCAGCUGUCAGGACUGGUUGUGGUGAAGAAAGUGGACCUGGCUGGCACCCCUGCUCGGCCCCAGAAGGCAGCCACGACUGGUCCCGUGAAGAACAGGGAGGCCUCAGUAGCUGUGCCCCGGACACCCGCCGCCUCCUCCCUGAGCCAGCUGGGUGCAUAUUCUGACAGUGAGGAGGACAGUGGCAGCAACUGAGCCCCUCGUGCCCACAGGUGACCGUAGCUGCGCUCAGGAUCAACACAAGUGGCCUCCAGGGACUUGGGGUCCCCAGCCCCCACCUCUCCACAUAGACGCAGGAUCCAGGGCUCCAGCAGCCCCAGCACUGCUGUGUGGAGGCCUCAGGGCCUAUCCGUUUUCACCUCAGAGCCCCAGGAAUGACAGACAGAGCCCCGUGGCCAGAUGGCCUGGACCCUGAUUCAGGAGCAAGAAAGGGGACUCAUCCCACAGAGACACACCCUGCCAUGCUCCCGGACCUGGGUUCGAGCUCCCAGCACCACAAUGGAAUAGCUGCACAGGGAGGCUUCAUGAGUGCUGGAGCCAGGCUUUGGUGCCUCUCCUCUCUCUUUCUCUGCCCCUCCCCAUCUCUGGAAAGGAGAGAGUCUUCUGGGAGCAGUGGCAUGGCAGAGACACAAGAAAUAAAACAGCAUUUCAUAUCGUC
Molecule: messenger RNA, 1599 nt
Organism: Erinaceus europaeus (western European hedgehog)
Lineage: Eukaryota; Metazoa; Chordata; Mammalia; Eulipotyphla; Erinaceidae
Gene: YJU2
Product: YJU2 splicing factor homolog
Exons: 8
Coding region: 183-1136 (317 amino acids)
Biological process (GO): mRNA splicing, via spliceosome
Cellular component (GO): U2-type catalytic step 1 spliceosome
Source: RefSeq, a predicted model, not a curated record